This is a messenger RNA of Teleopsis dalmanni, 870 nucleotides long. RefSeq lists its product as uncharacterized. The transcript has 4 exons. NCBI's taxonomy places the organism in Eukaryota, Metazoa, Arthropoda, Insecta, Diptera, Diopsidae. The record is from RefSeq and is a predicted model, not a curated record. Bases 141 to 695 code for a protein of 184 amino acids.
AAAAAAUUGUUUUUUAAAGUUUUUAUUAAGCCCAAAAUUAUGUAUUACUGAAGACGUCUGAAAUUAUUUCUACAAACGGUUUUAUCAUAAAAAGUAAUAGAUUCUUUCGGAACACUGUGGUUGUAAAAGUGGAAACAAACAUGGAACACUGUGAGCGCGUCCUCAAUGCCCUUCUCAAAACCAAAGCCGGAACAAAUAUGCAAAUAAUGAAGGACAUUGCAAAGGCUGAAGGUAUGACCGUUGACCAGGUGGUUCAGGCUCUUACUCCUCCUGAGGGUGAUGAAUCCACAAUGAUGUACAGUAGUGAUGAAGAGAAAACUGAGGUCAUACCAGAGAAAGUCAAAAUUGCUAAUGCAAGAAAGCAAGAAUGCGUCGAUUUAAUCAAGCAACUGGUUUUGUCUGAGAACAUGUCACUACACGAGAUCAUUGAUGCGCUCACAGUGUCUAUUGGAGCUGAGGUAACUAGUGGUCAUGUUGGUGUAAAUGCAGGAUCGGUUGGCAUUUUAACUAAAACUAAAUCUGGUUUUCAAGAUCCAGGUGUCACCCAACGUGACAGCUACCGUUCUUAUUGCCAAUGCCCAUCUGGUGAUUCUGAUUCUCCUAUGUAUCCUCAGUCCCCUGCGAGCUCUGACAUCCGUGAGUAUUCUCGAGGAUCUAAAUCUCGUAAGUCUCAACAACCAGAUACUCCUCAAUGAGUUGUUCUACACUCUACAACUAAAAGCUACUAAAAAAUAAAAAAUCCAACCCAAGCUGUAAAAAGUAUCCAAAAACAAUCAAACCCAUAUUUUAUAACAAUUUUAAACUUAAGUGCUCCAUAAAAUUACAAACCAAGGUUUGAUAAAUAAAUUCACAUUGCAAUAGAAACGAUAA